Molecule: messenger RNA, 10233 nt
Organism: Notolabrus celidotus (New Zealand spotty)
Lineage: Eukaryota; Metazoa; Chordata; Actinopteri; Labriformes; Labridae
Gene: grin2bb
Product: glutamate receptor, ionotropic, N-methyl D-aspartate 2B, genome duplicate b
Biological process (GO): excitatory postsynaptic potential; synaptic transmission, glutamatergic; long-term synaptic potentiation
Cellular component (GO): NMDA selective glutamate receptor complex; postsynaptic membrane; plasma membrane
Molecular function (GO): transmitter-gated monoatomic ion channel activity involved in regulation of postsynaptic membrane potential; NMDA glutamate receptor activity
Source: RefSeq, a predicted model, not a curated record
CUUCUAGCACAUUCAGAUUGCAGUGAAAGGGGGCAUGUAGACACAGCGGCUUGACUGAGUUAAGCCUUGACCUCUGAGGCAGUUGACUCACUGAGGAAGAGGAGUGCGCAGAGCGGGCCAGCAAACUCAUGAUCAUGACCGGCUAAAGCAAGCCAAAGGGAGGAGUGAGAGAACGCAGAAGAAGAAGAAGGCAGGGAGGGAAGAAAAGGAGUGUGUAGACACACACACAUACACUGCUGCUCAUCCUUAUCUCCACGGCAACUGAAUUCACACACUUGCAGACUUCUGGGAGGGGACCUCAACGUGCAAGCGUUGGAGGAAGAAGAGGAAAGAGGAGAGGAUGGAAAAAGACAAAUGAAAGACUCUCCCUUAUCACCCGCCUGUCAUCUUUUAGUUUCUUUUGGUAAUUCGACAUGCUCGCUUACAUUCUGAGUUGAUGCUCAACUUUUUUAAAUUCCUCUAACUCAAUCUCAGUCAUCAUUUUACCAGAUUAAUCCUUUUUGGCCUCAGAUUAUUUUUUAAGCAAUCCACAGCCCUCACCAAAAACUUUGUCUUCAUGAUUCACUUUGAGAAUCUGAAUGACUGAUUUUGUACCUUUUCUAAGACUUUAAAUCAGUGGUCGUAUCAAGGCUCGAGCAACGCCCACCUUCAUCCCACUCAACCCAAAAGUACGCUCACCCUCUCUCUGCUGCAAGACCCCACUCUAGUCUUCUCAGUGCGACUUCAUCUGUCUACCAUCCCUUCAUCCGAGGCUAUGAGAGGAGGAGUCGAAUCCCAGAUCACUCCAUCAUGCCAGUUCUGAAGAGCAGAGAGGAGAUCCGGGCUGGCAAUGUUCAAGGGACUGCAUUUACACUCUUCCACAAUGCUUGUCAGCCUCUACCCUUCUCCCUCCCGUCUUCAGGACAAGCGCUACGUCUUCCCCACCUCCUCCUCCCCCCACCAUCAUCGUCCUCCCCGCCCCCCCCCUCCUCCAGACCAACCCUCUCACCAUCCUCACUCUCAGCCUUGGCUGACCCGGCCUUUCCUCUCUUGGUCUUUCUCUCUGCUCCUCAUCUCCAUACUCCUCCUACCCGUCUGCGAGUGCCGCAGAGGUGGAGGUCAAGGAACAGGUCCUGGAGGUUCCCCAGGGGGACAAGGUGGCCAGAAGGGAGGUGGCACCCAGAGGGGCGUCGUCAUCCCUCCUCAGUACUCUCCUGGCUUACCAGCUCUUCCUCCAAUCAGUCCCAAACUGAUCAACUCCCUAAGCAUUGCUGUCAUCCUGGUGGGCAACUCUAGUGAAGUAUCAUUAGGGGUCGGACUUGAGAAAGAGGAUUUCCUCCACAUCCCUUACCCCCCAAAAGUCGAGGUGGUCACUAUGAAUGAGACCGACCCCAAGAGUAUCAUCAAUCGGAUCUGCACACAAAUGACCAGGAACUCUUUGCAAGGCGUCGUGUUUGGUGACGACACAGACCAGGAAGCCAUCGCUCAGAUCCUGGACUUCAUCUCUGCACAGACACACAUCCCCAUCCUGGGCAUCAGGGGAGGAUCCUCCAUGGUCAUGGCUGCCAAGGACGACAACUCCAUGUUUUUCCAGUUUGGCCCGUCCAUCGAGCAGCAGGCCUCCGUCAUGUUGAACAUCAUGGAGGAGUACGACUGGUACAUCUUCUCCAUCGUCACCUCAUAUUACCCAGGAUACCAAGGCUUUGUCACCAAGGUCCGCAGCACCAUCGAGAACAGCUUUGUGGGCUGGGAGCUGGAAGAAGUCCUCCAUUUGGACAUGUCAGCGGAUGACGGAGACUCUAAGAUCCAGAACCAGAUGAAAAAACUGCAGAGUCCAGUUAUUCUGCUCUACUGCACAAAGGAGGAGGCCUACACUAUCUUUGAGGUGGCCCAUUCUGUGGGUCUCACAGGUUAUGGCUACACCUGGAUCAUUCCCUCACUGGUGGCUGGAGAUGCAGACCAUGUUCCCUCUGUCUUCCCUACAGGGCUUAUCUCAGUGUCAUAUGACGAAUGGGACUACAACACUGAGGCCAGGGUACGUGAUGCAGUGGCUGUCAUUGCCACAGCAACCUCCACCAUGAUGCUGGACCGGGGGCCACACACACUGCAUAAGUCAAGCUGCAUGGGGACACCGGACAAAAAGAACGCCAACACCGGUCAUUCCAAGGAAAUACUGAAGUAUGUCAUGAAUGUGACAUUUGAAGGCCGAAACCUGUCAUUUAGUGAAGAGGGUCACCAGAUGUUCCCCAAACUAGUUAUUAUUCUUCUGGACAAGGAUCGACAAUGGGACAGGGUUGGCAAGUGGGAGAGAGGCGCUCUGACGAUGAGGUACCAUGUGUGGCCUCGCUUUGAUCUGUACUCGGCAGCGAAGGAGCACGAGGACCACCUGUCCAUCGUGACUCUGGAGGAGGCGCCGUUUGUCAUCGUUGAAGACGUGGACCCGCUCAGUGGGACUUGUAUGAGGAACACUGUGCCAUGCCGCAAACAGCUGAAGCUCACCAAUCAGACAGGUGAUUCAGGUAUUUACAUCAAGCGCUGCUGCAAAGGGUUCUGUAUUGAUAUCUUAAAGAAGAUCGCCAAGAAUGUUAAAUUCUCAUACGACCUGUACCUGGUCACCAACGGCAAACACGGCAAGAAGAUCAACGGGACGUGGAACGGCAUGGUUGGAGAGGUUGUGUUGAAAAAUGCGCACAUGGCAGUGGGUUCACUCACCAUCAAUGAAGAAAGGUCAGAAGUUGUCGACUUCUCUGUGCCCUUCAUUGAGACAGGGAUCAGUGUCAUGGUCUCCCGUAGCAACGGGACUGUCUCCCCCUCCGCCUUUCUUGAGCCCUUCAGCGCCGAUGUUUGGGUGAUGAUGUUUGUGAUGCUGCUGAUUGUGUCGGCUGUAGCUGUGUUUGUGUUUGAGUACUUCAGCCCGGUGGGUUACAAUCGCUGUCUGGCAGAUGGGCGAGAGCCCGGCGGUCCCUCCUUCACCAUCGGUAAGGCCAUCUGGCUGCUUUGGGGUCUGGUUUUCAACAACUCCGUCCCCGUGCAGAAUCCCAAAGGUACCACAAGUAAGAUCAUGGUGUCGGUUUGGGCCUUCUUUGCUGUCAUCUUCCUGGCCUCCUACACUGCCAACCUGGCUGCCUUCAUGAUCCAGGAGGAGUAUGUGGACCAGGUGUCAGGCCUAUCAGACAAAAAGUUCCAGAAGCCUAAUGAGUUCUCGCCGCCGUUUCGGUUCGGCACGGUGCCCAAUGGGAGUACAGAACGCAACAUCCGCAACAACUACAGGGACAUGCACGCUUACAUGACGAGCUUCCACCAGAAGAACGUAGAUGAAGCUCUCUUCAGUCUGAAGAGCGGCAAACUGGAUGCUUUUAUCUAUGACGCUGCGGUGCUAAACUACAUGGCGGGUCGAGAUGAGGGAUGUAAGCUGGUCACCAUUGGGAGCGGUAAGGUGUUUGCCACCACUGGCUACGGCAUCGCCAUCCAGAAAGACACUGGCUGGAAACGAGCCGUGGAUCUGGCCAUCCUCAUGCUGUUUGGAGAUGGUGAGAUGGAGGAGCUGGAGGCCCUGUGGCUCACUGGCAUCUGCCACAACGAAAAGAAUGAGGUGAUGAGCAGUCAGCUGGACGUGGACAACAUGGCUGGGGUCUUCUACAUGCUCGGAGCCGCCAUGAUUCUGUCAUUACUCACCUUCAUCUGUGAACAUUUGUUCUACUGGCAGCUGCGCUUCUGUUUCAUGGGCGUGUGCUCCGGGCAGCCUGGGUUCACCUUCUCCAUCAGCAGAGGUAUCUACAGUUGCAUCCAUGGGGUACAAAUUGAGGAAAACAAGUCAACCAUAGACUCACCCUCGUCCACCAUGAAGAAGAACAUGAACAAUACCCACUCCAACAUCCUGCGGUUACUACGCACUGCCAAGGACAUGACCGCCGUCCCAGGUAUUAACGGUUCUCCCCACGCCGCUCUGGAGUACAGCCACAGCGGGCGUGACCCUGCUAUCUAUGAUAUCCAGGAGCACCGGCGCAGCCUGGUGGGUCACCCAGUAGACUGCAAGCCGGCUCCACCCUACCAGCCAGAGGACAACAUGUUCAGUGACUACAUCAACGAGGUGGAGAGGACUUUUGGCAACAUGCCCCUGAAGGACAACAACCUGUACCAGGACCAUUACCUGCACCACCACCCGGCCUCGGCUCUGGGUAUGUCCGGUCCCCCGCCCAAUAGGCCGCGUAGCUUAGGAAGCGCUAGCUCGUUGGAGGGGGGCAUGUUCGAUUGUGACAGUAUAGGGGGAGGGGUAGCACCCAUCUUCACCACCCAGCCCCGCCCCUCCAUGACUCACAGGAACACCAGUAAAUUUGACUUGAUUGCUGGCCAUGCCCCUGCGGAGUCCAACCAGGGUGGGUUCAAGGGAAGCAACGUGUACGGCAGGUUUUCUUUCAAAGGAGGUGCAUCCAGCACGGGGCUCAUCGGGGGGCAAGACAGGUACUUUGGUGGGGGUGGGGCAGGCUCGGGGGGCGAUGAUGGGAACAUUCGCUCCGAUGUUUCGGAUAUCUCCACACACACUGUCACCUACGGCAACCUGGAGGGCAACAACAAGCGGCGUAAGCAGUACAGGGACAGCCUGAAAAAGAGGCCUGCCUCUGCCAAGGUCAGGCGGGAGCAUGACGAUAUAGAGCUGAGCGGCUUCAGGAGGAGACCCCACCACCACACCGUCCACCACCACUUCCCCCAGGGUUCCCUGGCACACCGCACGGUCUCACCUCCCCUGGAGCGGAAGAGGGGCGGAGGAGGGGGUAAUUCUUCACCUUACUUAUUCCGCAAAGACAAAGAGAACCUGAGGGAUUUCUAUGCGGACCAGUUCCGCUCCAAGGAGGGCAAGGCCAUGUGGGAGCAAGAGGGGGGAAGUGGCGGAAGUGGUGUAGGCGGUGGUAGCGGUGGUGGUAUCUGUAAAAGCUUAGUUCCUGUAGAAGACUUCCUCAAAGGUAAAGGCAUGAAGCAAGAGUGUAAAGGUGGGCUGGGGUCAGUGUCAGCAGGGCAGCAGGCUCACACCUGCUGGGAGAAGGGGGUUCCUGGUAUAGGAGGGGGAGGCAUAGCUGGUGGUGACUGGGAGUGUCGUAACUGCCACAGUGUAUGUCACCACAGUGGGGGAAUAGGGGGAGGAGGCACAUGCUCAGCUAGUGCAGUUGGGGGAACAAGUAGUCGCCCCAGCUCUGCUUCCAGCAAGCGCUGUGACUCGUGUAAGAUCCAACCAAGCAACCUUUACAACAUCAGCGAGGAUAAUAACAUGGUGUUUGCUGCAGCGAAGAGUAGCGUAGGACCAAGCCAACCACAGACUCAGGCACAGCGCAGGAAGCUAGGGCCAGGAGGGAGGGUGUUACGGAGGCAACACUCAUAUGACACAUUUGUUGACCUACAGAGGGAGGGGUCAGGCCGCAUGGGAGGGAUUGGCGGGGGUGCAGGGGGCCAGUUUCCCCAGCCCCGAAGUGUGAGUUUGAAAGACAAAGACCGCUUCAUGGAGGGCCCGAGUCCUUACGCCCACAUGUUUGAGAGAUAUUCAGGGGACAGGGAGUCUCCCAUGUUCGCAGGAAUAGGCGGGGACAGGGCCAAAGGGGGCUCCUCCUUCAGUUUGGGAGGGUUGCAUCAGCGGUCGGUGGGGGAGAGAGACCUUAGGGACAGAGACAGACCUAUGAUGGGAGGUGGGGGCUGUGGUGGUGGUGGCAGCAGAGGGGCCGGGACUUACUCCUUGUCUAAAUCUCUCUACCCAGAUAAGGUGAACCAGAACCCAUUCAUCCCAACCUUCGGCGACGACCAGUGUCUAUUACAUGGCGCCAAACCAUACUACAUCAAAAAGCCACAGACGCAGCAACAGCAGCAGCAGCAGCAACUUCUCAACAACAGCCGAGGAGGAGGGGACUUCCGCGGCUCCAUGGGAGCUGCUUCCUAUUUACCAGCAUCGGCCACUGCUGGGGUGAUGUCUAAUGUGGCCCCCAGGUUCCCCAAAGAGCUGUCUCUGGGCGGGGUGGGGAACCACCAUGGGUCCAACAAGCUACUAUCCGGGGGCAGGGACACAUUAGGUCUGGGGCAGGGACAGAGACCUUUCAAUGGUGCCAGCAAUGGACACGUUUAUGAAAAGCUCUCCAGCAUUGAGUCAGACGUCUAAGGGUGAAGACAAAGGAAGAAAAAGAAAGAGAGAAGAAAGAGUGGGUGAAGAAAAGAGGGUGAUGGAGGGGAAAAAGGAGAAACAUCACAGUCUGAAAUGUUCUCGGUUAAAUAGAACAAGCAGACACAAUACUGUGUGUGUUGUUCUCACUCUACUAAAUGGAACAAAUUUGGACGAUGCACAGAGGCCACUGCAGGCUAAGCUGUGGCGAAGUCCGGCGGGAGACGAGAUUUUAAUGAGAAGAGAGGAUUCUGGUGCUGCUCCGACACUCAGAGAGAAAUGGGGGGUGGGUGGCGGGGUGUAGGGAAAAAUGGUGAAAUAAAAUCUCCUGUCUCUGCUCUCUUCACACACUUGUUGUCUUUCCCCCCCUCCUACAGAUCUUUAACACCAAAACAAACAUUUUGUUCAGCAACGGAAAUACAAUCAUGAUUGAGAAAUCAACACUUCUGUUGAAGUAACAGGGUAAACUAAUAAUAAUUGUAUUGAUAAUGUUAAUAAUAUUAUUAAAUAUUAUUCCAGUGUUUAAUGAUGAUUGGUUGGAUUGUUUUAAAAUUUAAUUCAUUUAAAUAGUUCGUGUUACAUAUUUGUAUGAUGUUAAUUCUUUCUUAGCUUACCCAUAUUACAGGAGACUGCUAGAUCAGUUGUUAGCACAGAUCUUCUUAUUUUUGGGUUCCUGUAAUUUGGACUCUUCUUUGCUAUUAAUUCUUCAUGUUUGAGUUUUUAUACUUUUCUUACAUUUGAUUGCUGUGAAGUGUAUGUGAAAGGCAUGACUUGCUGAGUACAUUCUGUGUACAAAGAAAUUUGCAACGUUGGUUUUUUUUCAGCUGCAAAGAGCAACAUCAUCAUACUGAUUUGCCGUUUCCUCUUGCUUUUUUUGCUCGACUGUACCAAAUGGUUCUCACAUUUAGAGCUGGAUGUGCCUUAAAGGAUAAAUACUGAUUUUUUAAACGCGGUCUGCUCUGUGAGUAAACAGAUCAACCUGCAAACAAUUAGACCAGUGAUAAAAGAGUAAGAGUACACCUGAAAAAGUCUCAUUUAAGGGUUAAGUUUUAGUAGCAUUUCAGAGGUUUGGGUUUUUCAAACAAUGUUAUACCUUAAAGCAAAACAUAGAAAUUGCUGCAGCAGAGAAAGCUGAAUCUCUUGAACAGUCUCCCUUAAAGAAAAAAGAAAAAAACAGCAGGACAACAAGGGUUAAAACCACAGUGCCAUGAUUGAAGGUAUUAUCCCGGUCAUCAGGUAUGACAGAGCUGCGAUGCAGUAAAAGGAAUCCAGUUCAAAAAUAACAAUAAGAAGCUUGUCAUUGUGCUAAUAACUCCUCAAUUAAAUAAGCGUCAUUUCUCUUCACCUCCUUAAACCCCUCCAUUUAUUUUUGCCUGACAUUUAACCCAGGAACCAACUAUCCAUUAAAUAAAUCCCAUUUAAUGUCUGCUUGUUGCUCCCACUGCUUUUCAUUGGGCCUAAGUCAAUUGGCCGUGACAGUUUGUGAGUUCAGGACAGAGACAUAAUGAACUCUCAGACUAAGGCCUCUUACUGAAAUGAGCAGCCUGGCAUGUUAAUUAUUUCAUGAUUACAGCCAUAAGCCCUGUCUGCUGUAUUAGAUGGUCACAUUUAAUGAUGGCCAAAGUCCAAGUGUUGGAAAUUUUCACUCUGAGAGUGAAAAGGACCACAGCAUGCGGUUCAAACCACACAAGUAAAACAUUCCGAAUAAUGUCAGGAAUUAGGCUUACUAGCAGACAUUAUUAUGCUAACUCUGUCUUGGCAUCAUCCAAAAUGUUUGUACACAGCUGCCCUAUGAUUUAAGAGAAACAGACUGAUAGUUUUGGAGAUAUGCUAAUCUGCUUUCUUCUCAAGGUUUAUGUGAUAUGGCUGAUUCAACUAUGGCUGAGAAAACACUUAACAUGGACCUGGAGCUAGCAGUCAGGUAGCCUAGCUUGGGAUAGAAACUAAUCAAGGCUAAACAGUAAGCAUACAUUGUUUGAACAGGAACAAAUGUUGUUUUAUUAACAUGCUAAAUCUUUUAUGUGAACGUGUGGCAUUUUGUCAAGUUGACAUCGCUAAUUUGAAAAAAAUAAACCAUCAGAUCACACAUAAUGUUCCAGAAAAGGUACAGGGUGUUAGCUCACAAGCUUUGGAGAUGCUGGUGGGCAGUUUUUGAUAUCUUUGGACAGAGCCAGGCUCAUUUUACCCCUGGUUUUCCAGUCUUCAAGAUAGUGUGCACUUAUAUGCUAGCACUGGCUUAUUGUUUUGAGUGCAUUACUGAUCCUCUCAUCUAACUCUACAAGAUUUUUUUAGGGGGAAGGGUUUUCAUAACAUCAACCAAUUCCAACAACACUUGUAGUUUAAACCAACUCUUUUUACCAAACAGACCAUAAGACAUCAUGUUAGUAUGCACUGUAGCAUUGAAUUCUUCCUCCACAACAUUGCUUUUAUAAGGUAAGAUUUGGAUGAAGAAAAGUCCCUUCAAUCAAUCAAGGUGCUGUGUGGAUUAUGUCCUCUGUCGACACCUAGAGAAACAAAGAAUAAGGUGGAGGGGGUGUGCUGUCCUUAAUGCAUGUGGCACAUUUAAGAGCUAGCUUUGCUUCAGAGUCACAGGACGUCACUGCAAAACACAUUAUAAAGACUAAUACAUAAGUGGUAUUUUGUCAAGUUGACAGCUCUCUCUAGAGUUACAGCAUCUUUAGCAUUUGAGAUGACUCCUUUUCUUGGUUAUUGAUAGUUUUUGUUCCUUCACUUGACCUUUAAUUGUUUUACCAAACCAAAUUUAAAAACCUAAGCACAAUCUGACUGAAUGGGUUCAGUAUUUAGUUUGUUGUACAGCCCAGUCAAAGCUUUACACGACUUUCCUUCUCUUGGUUGACAAGUCAGUAUGUAUGAUACUAGGAGGUCUCUGGUGUUUGGGAGGACUUGCAUGUAUACACUUUUUCUUUAUUUCUGUUUUUGAUAUUAACUUUUAGCCCAGAAAAAAAUGGGUGUUUUAGAACAAUACUUGGAAUUUUAACAUUUUCACUGGUACUGAUGAUCCAUGUAGUACUGUGGACCUGUGGACGUGUGUAUGUGUGCGUGUGAGUGUGUGCUUGUUUGUGCAAGAGAAGACACCAAUCUUACAGUCCAAAUUUUGGUUUACAAAAUCUGUCUGAAUUUGACUGAAAAGUUCGCCAGGAUAGGGGACAGCUUUUAUCAUAAUGUUAUACAAAGACUAAUUUACUUGAUAGUUUUUGUAAAUUAUUUGUAACAAGGUCUUGGUAAUUACAUUCACUGUCACUGAAGACGCCUUCUUCCGUUGAACUAUUUUCCUCGUUUUUUUCCCCUUGGAUAACUUAGUACGUUUCUUUAUUUCUGUCCUUGUAUGUGCCUGAUUACAUACGCUUGAUUACCUCUGUGUGUGCUCAUAUGGAAGUGAGGCAGAGUGUGUGUGAGAGAUUACUGUUUAUUGUACGUGUACUAUAAAACUGUAUGUAAAUACUUUACCUCACACUCAUGGACUUUUGAUAAAAACUGUAAAAAAACAAAAAAACAAACAAACAGAGAAUAGAUCUAUUUGGAAUAAAUCUGAUUCAUAGAGGUCCCCUUGCAGAGUUGCUUUUAUAAAGACUUCAGGCCAGGAUGUGUGCAAUCGUUUAUUAUUACUGAGCAAAUGUGCACAUAUGAGAAGUCGAGGUUUGUUUGAUUUGUUUAUUUGUUUGGAUCUGGUCAAAGACCAGCAGAGUAGGUUGAUUUCUCAAAGGAAAACUGUAAAGCACCAUCAUUCAUCGAUGAUACACAGAAAGCACAAUAGAUAAACUAUCUGCGUUUUUACAAGCAAGUCUCAUUUCUUUUGUUCCUCUUUGGUUUAUCUUCUGAUUUGUGUUUUUGCCACAGAGGAUCGAACAACUCUGCCCCCGAGCUGUACAGAUUGUGAAAAAUGUACAUAUGACAUAAAAAUCCAGUUCACCCUCACAUUUUUUGUAUGGAGAGAAAUUACUUGUGUGAAGAGAGUAUUUCAAAUUUGAUUGAAUAUUUAGUAAUUUUGAAAAUGAGAUUAAACACAGUCAAUGUGAAUAUAAGUGCUGAGAAAUAUUAUUCUUCUGUCUCUUUGGAAUAAAAGUGUUGAGUAUUAAUAAAAAAUGAGACAUCUC